AGAAAAAUUCAAAAUUUGUACUACAGUAAUCCGAAACUUCAGAAUUUUAAUCAGUUUAUAAAAAUUUCAAUAGAUGGCGAUACUGAGUACUAUGGAUAAAGAACGUGCUUUACUGCUUAUUUUUGUAUAAUUUAGGUCUUCUAAAUUCUUUAUACCUAAGUAAGCUAUAAGUUAAGUUUUAGUAGGUCGUAAAGCUUUCCGGUUAUUGUCUAUAGCAACAACCGAUUUGAGACCAAUGCAGUUAAUGCAUUGAUGAAAUUGCAAAGUGAUUAAUCAUGUAUAUUUUAAAGAUUUACUACAACUAAGUAUUUAAAACAUUUCUCUGGUGUUGCUCUAGAGCGUUCUAAGAUAUAUUUAUAGUAUCUGUUAAAGUUUACAGAGUGAUAGAGCCAUUUUAAAAUCUACUGUAAUGGAAGAUAAUUUCUCCCCUUAUCCACCAGCUCAAACUAAACUAGUUUGUGUUGUUUGUCAUAGAGAAUUUUCUUCUAUGAAAGGGCUUGCGACACAUUUUCGUACGCACACAUGCAUUCGUGUACCAAAGGCUAGACCCGUGUUUCAAUGUCACCUGUGUGAAAAAAAGUACUAUUACAAAAAUGACAUUAAUGAACAUAUAAAUGUUCAUUUUGGCUGGAAGCCACAUAAAUGUAAAGAAUGUGAUCAACACUUUUGUGGUCUGAGGAGUUUAAGAAUGCAUGUUAAAAGUUGUCACGAAGAACGUAAAUAUUACCCCUGUUCUAUAUGUGAUAAACAGUUUGCUACUAAGUUAAGUUUGAAAGUUCAUAUCCGCAGUCAUUUAAAUUUAAAGCCAUUUAAAUGCACGAUUUGCCCCAAAACAUUUUCCGCUAACAAAUACUUUAAAAAAUAUUUGCUGUCUCAUACGGGAGAGAAACCACAUGUCUGUGAUGUUUGCCAAAAGAGAUUUUCUAUUAAGUAUAAUUUAAGAGUUCAUUACCGCAUUCAUACGGGUGAGAAACCGUUUGUUUGUACUAUAUGUGAUAAAGCUUUUCGUGUUAAGCUGAUUUUAGAUGGUCACUAUAAAACUCAUGGCAUUUCAAAUGAAUCUAAUGCAACUGUAUAGCUCUUUUCCGUAAUAAUUCUUCGUGUUUUCUUAAGAACUUGAUGAAUUGCCUGCCCAAGAUUAUUUAUUCUUUAUUUGGAUUUCAUUAUUCAGUUUUAUAGAAUAAAAAGUCAUGUUUUUGUGUUGAUUUAGGGUAUUACAAUAAAACUGGUGGCAUUACAAAUUCAUUUGGCAAAAGUAUGUAAAACACUCUAUCUAGUCGCAUUUUUUUUUUGUCAGAUAUUUUUCUACCUAUCUUUAAGUUAAUCGAUCAAUUGUUUACUAAACUUUUAGUAUUUUUUCAUUAGCCAGGUGCAAGUAAGUAAAACUUUUAUUAGUUUCUAACUUAAAACAAAAUGAAAGUUUCCAAAGAAAUAACGAUAAAAAAGAAGGGUGACAUUUCUUGUACUCAUCUAAUGUAUCAGUUUUUCGUUUAUUUGUGAUUUUGUUAAUAACAUGAAGUAGAAUUUCAAUACAUAAGAUUUAACCUUUUGUGUGAAUUGGGUCACUUAUAAAACUAGUGCUAUUAUAAAUAUCUCUAAGGAAAUACAGUGAAACCUCCAAGAAAGACCACCUCUAUUUGAAACUCUUUUGGGAUGAACAGAAUUUUUUCUGUAGACUUUGCGCUAAAGAAAAUCUCUAGGAGAGACCCUUAAAACCUCUCACAGUAAUCAAGAAAACAUCUGCACCAGAUGCAGAAAAGGUCAAAUAAGAAAACACGAAAAAAUAUAAAAUCAAAAACUUUAACGAAACAAAUAAGUAGAUUAUAUCAGUUGGGAUAAUUUUUAUCGACACUAAAUUUUGUUUAUCAAUACGUCUUUUCGAUAGGCCAACAGAAGUGGCAUUUCCGCACCAAGAAAAUGACACUGACUAAAAUUAAAUUGCGAAAAAUCAUGCACCUUUGAUAACAAUUAUGAAGUCUAUGGAGGUAACACCUCUAUGAACGACCAUUUUACUGUGUGACGGAGAGUGGACGCUCCUCAGAGGUUUCACUGCUCAUUUAAAACUACUUAGAUUUAUCUUUCAUAUUAGUAUUUGUCUAUUAUUAAUAAAAUUCUUUUUCAGAUGUCUUCUUAAAAAUAUUUUCUUUAAGAUUUUGAAAUUGUGUUUAUUAAUAAAAAAUCCUUUGAGGUAUAACUGAUAUUCUUUCUCAUAAAGUUAAUUUUGGAUGAUGAUCAAUCAAGUAUAUAAUUUUAUACACAUCUGCUGCUUUCGCACGAUAAUACCUGCUAUUCUGGGACAUAAUUGUACAAGCCGUGAGAAAAGGGUUAAUGGAUUUCUUUUUAUGCAUAUCAUUUUCCUUUUUAAUUUAUUAUUAAAUUAAUUCAUACUAUAUUUUAUUUUAUUCAAGUUUUAUAUUGUUAUUUUACAAUUAUAAAAAGGAAUCAUUUUUUUGUGCUACAUGCAAUAAAGUUCCUUCUUUGGGUAUGAAAUUGAUUUUACCUAGAUGAUUGCAAUAUUUUUGAAUGCAUGUGGUAAUAGCUUAGACAGAUGUGUCUUUUCUCAUAUAAAUAUAUAUUUGUUCCUUUAUUAUUAAUAUUUUAUUAAUGAUUAUUAAAAGAUUAAAUCAAGUGUUGCAAAGAAGGAUUUUCUUUUUCAGAAUUCAUAAUCACAUUUAC
Messenger RNA from Parasteatoda tepidariorum (common house spider), 2676 nucleotides. NCBI's taxonomy places the organism in Eukaryota, Metazoa, Arthropoda, Arachnida, Araneae, Theridiidae. The record is from RefSeq and is a predicted model, not a curated record.